AUGUCCACUCAAGCAUUUUCCACCAGGGUGCCCUGCACCUACAAGGAGUGCAGCGGUGUCUUUGAAUCGGCAGGGGAGAUGAAGAGGCACAAGGCGAACGAACACGAUUAUUGCAGCCGUUGCGACGAGGAUUUCCAGGAUGAUGAGUAUCUCCUGCUCCACAAGAUCAAGAGUGACAAGCACAUCGUGUGUGUAGUUUGUGGGAUCGAUUUUCGCAGCGAGGGUGGUAGAGACCUUCAUACCCGUCAGCAACACAGAACUCCGCAGACUCUGACCUGUUACGGCUGCGGGCAGAAGUUCAAAAUGGCAGGUGCCAUGGUAAAUCACGUCGAGAGCGGCGAUUGUCCAAACAUCCCCUUGUCUAGUCUCCUACAGGAACAGUCUAAGAGACUUCUCUUUCGAGAGGCGCUUAGGACAGGUAACGAGGGUGAGAACGCUGAACCCGAUGGCCAAGAUGACAACGGCGGAGUCCAUAUUGAUCAGGACCUUUUGGAGAUGGACCCUGACGACGAGGCCACUCAAUCUGUUGUGGGCGGGGUGAGCGGUCUCUCUCUUGACGACAACGUCCCGGAACCGAAGAGCAAGUCGUCGAUGGCUUCUCCGUCUUUGGUGAGCGAGACGAGAGAACAAUCAGCAUCGGCCGGAAAAAUCGCGAGGCCAACGAGCCCACGCCCAGGCCCAAGCAACUCCUUCGGCAUUGACCACAUUGACGCAGGACACACUCUUCGGGCGCUGGACCGGAACUGGGACCCCACCGUAUACUUCAGUUCCUUCAACGGAAAGUUUAUCUGUCCCUGUAAGGCUGAAUUCUCCAGCAUGAGAGACUUUGAGGAGCAUGUCGUAACGAAGACCAACCAGAACAGAGGCAUUCAGUGCCCUGGAUGUCUUCGCAUCUUUCGAACGGCGGCUGCCUUGGUGGCUCAUUGCGAGUCGGCCAGUACUCGAUGCAAGGUGAACCGGGGGCUUCAGUUCAGCCAGGUCAUCAACGACAUUAGCGGGGGACUGGUCAGGUCAGUUGGUCUGUUCGCAGAUGGUAGCGUGGAGUACGGGCCUGGCACGAUGGGUCCGAAGCAAGUGACAUAUGAGAAAGAGCAGCGUACUUUGAUGGACUAA
Aspergillus tubingensis is the source of this 1113-nucleotide messenger RNA. Its product is annotated as putative C2H2 finger domain protein. The record is from RefSeq and is a predicted model, not a curated record. Gene Ontology annotation, cellular component: nucleus. Bases 1 to 1113 code for a protein of 370 amino acids. The transcript has 3 exons. NCBI's taxonomy places the organism in Eukaryota, Fungi, Ascomycota, Eurotiomycetes, Eurotiales, Aspergillaceae. Gene Ontology annotation, molecular function: transcription coregulator activity. Gene Ontology annotation, biological process: regulation of transcription by RNA polymerase II.